Molecule: messenger RNA, 2517 nt
Organism: Exophiala bonariae
Lineage: Eukaryota; Fungi; Ascomycota; Eurotiomycetes; Chaetothyriales; Herpotrichiellaceae
Exons: 2
Coding region: 1-2517 (838 amino acids)
Source: RefSeq, a predicted model, not a curated record
AUGGCACCAAGCCGUAUCUCCCUCCCAAGCCUGCUUUGUCUUGCCAUCUUCCUUGUCCUGACAAUUCUCUCAACCUGGAGCUCACAAGAACAUACCAUCAAUGAACGAUGUGGCAAUUUGCUCACUAGUGGAAAGUGGCCCCAGACCCUUAGCUGGAACAAUCAAACAAGAGUCUGGGCUCCACAUGGAUGCAUGCUGUAUCCCUACAAGUCCAAAGAUGUCUACGAGUGCCUUUCCCAACGAUCUCUCACCUUCUUGGGCGAUUCGACUGCGAGGGAGUUGUUCUGGGCAGUCUCAAACAAGCUGGACGAGGAAAGAUCUUUCGACCUCUACCGGUCCUCCAGAAAGCACCAGAAUCACAUUUUCCGCGUUGGGCAAGUCGACGUCGAUUUUGUAUGGGACCCUUUUCUCAAUGCCUCAGCAUUGCCUCGACAUCAACUAUUCUCAGUUUCGAAUCUGCAUUCUAGACAUGACUCAGACGUGCUGGUGGUUGGUGCUGGUUUGUGGCAUAUCAAACACCUAGGAACCAGCCUGAGCCGUGAAGACGAGAUCUCAGAUCUCCUGCAAGAUUACCUCGAGCCGCGAUCUGCACAUCUGAGUGCUAUCAUGCUGCCAAUAUCGACGUCACAGAGCUCCCGAGUGACAACCAAUAAAGCACAACUAGUUGAGCAGAAAGGGAUAAAUCGGUCAAACAAAUUCAGUGAUGAAAUUUCAAGCUCCGAGAACGAAAAUACUACCUUGCAAUCAACAAUUUUUUCCAGCUACCUAGGUAUUGUUGAGGGGACCGACAUCGCGUUCAAGCCAGAUGGUAUUCAUAUAAGCGAGUCCAUUACUCCAGUCAUCGUCGACGUCCUCUUGAAUUCAAUGUGCAACGACCUAGGGCAUCUCGGAGGAAAUCAGCAGACUGCAUACUGUUGUGUCCCGAACAGUAGUCUUAACGCAGUUCAAAAACUUUUCUUCUUGGCGACCUUGGUAUUUGUCCUCUACAAUACUUUGAAACAUCUCACAAAAUAUCGUUGGACCCUUUUCUCGCCUUGCCGGAUCACCUAUGGCAAUGGCAAGCGUCCUUGUGUUUCACAGGCUGUGGCAAGCAUCCUCGUUAUUCUGCUAUACUGUUUUAUAGCAGAUCGAACCUUCAUGUUCGAAAAGGUGAACAAGCUCGUGGAUCCAACAUCAUUUAUCGUCCUCUCAGGUCUUUUGCUACUAACCGGGCUGGCUUCGAUAAGCAAUGUAACAUCUCUCUCCAGCUCUGUCAAAGGCAUACCAGGCUCACACUGCUCGCCCUCACAACUAUUAUCAAGAUCUCAAACGGAAGAAUGGAAAGGCUGGAUGCAAAUUAUCGUCCUUUUAUACCAUUAUUUUGGAAUGUCCAAAGUUCUCUGGGCGUAUCAACUGGCGCGUGUCUUGGUUGCCUCCUACCUCUUCAUGACAGGUUAUGGUCAUACAAUGUACUUUCUCCAAACAGGUGACUUUUCCUGCCGAAGAGUCGCUAUUGUACUUUUCAGAACCAACAUCCUCAGCGUCAUGUUGGCAUUUGUGAUGGGCACUCAAUUCGACCUUUACUACUUCCCGAUGCUCUCCAGUCUGUGGUUCCUCAUCAUCUACAUCACGAUCAUCCCAGUCUCAAAAUCUGCACCUACCGUGCGUAAGCUGAUCUUGCGCGUCAUGUUGUCUAUGCUGACAGUGAAACUCAUGUCUUGGCCCCUGGCUCCAACGAUCAGCAUAAUGGACUUUCUAUUCCAGAUUCCAAGCAGUCUCGGGAUUGGGCUCUUCAAGAUAAAUGGAGAGGAAUUCAUGUUCAGAUUUCGCCUUGAUGCCUAUGUCGUGUACAUUGGUAUGCUUGCUGCGAUUUAUUGUUCACGCAUGUCGCUAGUUGACGAUUCAACAACUGCAGCACCUUCCAAAGUCACCAUCAAGUUGUUUUAUCACGCACGACGCCUAAGUAUUUCUGUAUCAUGCUGCUUGAUACUUGCAUACUUGUUCUUCUGCGCGAUUUGCAAAGACAAGUAUGAUUACAACCAGUGGCAUCCCAUCAUCUCUCCAUUUGUCGUGAUGGCAUUUGUCGUCUUACGGAAUUCCACCGCGACGAUCUCUGGUGUCUACUGCCAGUGGUUUGCAUGGUUUGGCCGCUGCUCCUUGGAGACAUUUGUCUUGCAAUAUCACAUCUGGCUCGCCGCCGAUUCUCAUGGAUUGCUUCGACUGAGUGGAUUGGACAUGCUACUCGGCGUAGUCGGUCCCAAAACUAGGUUGUGGAUCGAAAUCUUUCAAUUCGUGUUCCUGUCUGCACUGUUCCUCUGGGCCAGCGCUGUGGUGUCAUCUGCCUUGCCCGUGCUCACAGCACUGGUCUUGAACAAGCCAGUAGUUCAGACUUCUGAAUCCAGGUAUCCGAUUGAUCUGACGACAUCAGGGCGCUUUUUAUCUGCAUCAAAGAAGUCGAUGAUCGGAGUCCGGGCCAAGGUUGUCAUUUUUGCACUGCUCCUUUGGGUCCUGAACCUUUGUUGGCUCUACCUCGAUUAA